Trifolium pratense (red clover) is the source of this 1449-nucleotide messenger RNA. RefSeq names its product transcription factor BHLH089-like. The record is from RefSeq and is a predicted model, not a curated record. The coding region runs from base 257 to 1021 and encodes 254 amino acids. NCBI's taxonomy places the organism in Eukaryota, Viridiplantae, Streptophyta, Magnoliopsida, Fabales, Fabaceae. Gene Ontology annotation, cellular component: nucleus. Gene Ontology annotation, molecular function: DNA-binding transcription factor activity; protein dimerization activity. Gene Ontology annotation, biological process: regulation of DNA-templated transcription. The transcript is spliced from 6 exons.
AUAUAGAAGGGAAAAAUGGAAACGUGACUUGUAUGUAGGGAAUGGGAUUCCCAAGGUAGUUGUGUCUAAAAUAGUAGCAAUAGUAAAUGGAGUAGACAGAUAAAUAUGAACACUGCCAGUGCCAGUGCCACCCAACCAUAUAUCACUAUUCAGUAUUAUUCACUCUCUCUCAGUCUCAGUUGAAUUUGAAUCUCUUAUUAUAUUCUUCCCUCGCUGUUAACUCCAUAAGGUUAUAUUCGGAAUUUCAUUUCUUUUCAUGGAUCCAGCGCCAAUAAUCAACGCUGCUCCCAAUACGCCGUCGUAUCACCUACCGGAGAUCUGGAACUUCCCGCCGUCCAAAAAACCGCACUUCAGCCACGACUUCGGUGAUUUUGCAAUGGAAGAUCCCGGUACAGAGCAGAAACCGUUGAACUAUGGCCGGAAAAGGCGCGACACGGUAGAGGAUUUGGUUAAAGGCGUUUCCACCAGCAAUGGUGGUGGCAAUAGCAACACCGUGAAUGAUGGUGGUGGUGGUGAUGGAAAAAGGAGUAAGACAAGGAAUGAGAGCAAUAAAGGUGAAGGAGAAGAAAACAGUUCAGGAAAGCAUGCGGAAGAAACUAGUGAUCAGCCAAAUCCGAAGCAAGACUACAUCCAUGUCCGAGCUAGAAGAGGUCAAGCUACUGAUAGCCACAGUCUUGCUGAAAGAGCUAGAAGGGAAAAGAUUAGUGAAAGGAUGAAAACUCUUCAGGAUUUAGUCCCUGGUUGCAACAAGGUUAUUGGUAAAGCAUUGGUCCUUGAUGAGAUAAUCAAUUAUAUCCAAUCACUUCAUCACCAAGUAGAGUUUUUGUCAAUGAAGCUGGAAGCAGUAAAUUCAAGAUUGACACCUGGUAUUGAAAUGUAUCCUCCUAAAGAUUUUGAUCAGCAAAGAUAUGAUACAACCGCCAUACCAUUUGCUUCACAAGCUACAAGAGAGUACAGCCGGGGUUCAUCACCAGAGUGGUUACAUAUGCAGUUGGGAGGUGGUUUUGAAAGAGCAACGUAGUCGAUGAAAUUUCAUCACCUGAUAGUAAAUGCAAAUAGGAACAUUAGUCUCUACUUCGGAGCUCCCAUAAAUCAUAUACUCAAGGUGUUGAAGUCCAAAUGCACAAUUGAUUCCCGUUUUCUACAUCACAGGGUUGCUUCGGUCAGUAUUUAAGCAACUCCAUUUGUUCGUGUGUUGGAAAUGAAUUCAUUUACAUAUGAUGUAGCUUAGUAGACUAUAUACUCUUCAUAAGUUUUAAAACUAUUGUUGUUGUAAAAGAAUGGUGCUUGUUUUGAAUACAUAUUGGUUAUAGAUUGUAUAACGGUCUCAAACAUUGUUUAUUUUUCCAGACUCAACAGUGUUUCUUGUUUGUGAAGCAAUGUUGAAUAAAUUGAAACCCAUGUGAUUUUUGGCCGUUUAGUUUACGAAUAAUAUCAACGAUUUAUUGA